GACGUUAGACUUGAGGUUGGUGUUGAGGAGAAUAACCACCAUGACCUCCAGUGCUUUGAUGAAACCUCAGAUGCGAGGCCUUCUGGCCAAGCGUCUGCGAUUUCAUAUUGUUAGAGCGUUCGCUGUAUCCCUGGGGGUUACAGCUUUCUAUAAGUUUGCUGUGGCUGAACCCAGAAAGAAGGCAUAUGCAGAUUUCUACAGAAAUUAUGAUUCCAUUAAAGAUUUCGAGGAGAUGAAGAAGGCUGGUAUCUUUCAGAGUGCAAAGUGAUUUUGGAAUGUAAAGAAUUUCUUUGGGUUGAGUUCCAUUGAAGUUUGUCACUGACCUGUGUUCCUGAACUAUGAAACACAAAUAUUGGGUUAUGGAAUAGUUUGUCUUAAUAAAUAAACAACUAA
Molecule: messenger RNA, 393 nt
Organism: Odobenus rosmarus divergens (Pacific walrus)
Lineage: Eukaryota; Metazoa; Chordata; Mammalia; Carnivora; Odobenidae
Product: cytochrome c oxidase subunit 6C-like
Exons: 1
Coding region: 41-268 (75 amino acids)
Source: RefSeq, a predicted model, not a curated record